Caenorhabditis elegans is the source of this 474-nucleotide messenger RNA. RefSeq lists its product as uncharacterized. The transcript has 2 exons. NCBI's taxonomy places the organism in Eukaryota, Metazoa, Nematoda, Chromadorea, Rhabditida, Rhabditidae. The record is from RefSeq and is marked reviewed. Bases 1 to 474 code for a protein of 157 amino acids.
AUGCUACAUUCCUUAGGAGCUUUAGCCGAGUUGGAGAAAUUCGAUUCUCUACGUGACUUUUUCACUGAAGCCAACUUCUCUGCUAUUGAAAAUAUGCUUAAUCGAUGGAAUGAUAAUCGAGGCAAUGUAGUAUUAUCAAUUCUUGUACAUCUUCUCAACUGUCUUGAAACUGUAAAUCCACUACAUGAAAAACUAUGGAAAUCUUCGAAUAACGUGAUUCUCGAAUUUCUCUUGAAUCACUCAAUUACUGCCAAUACUCUCCAUCUCGGCAAAACGAAGCACGUGCUGAAAACAUCAAAAGGAAGCGGACAAAUUUUUUGGGCACUUCUCACUAUCAAAAAUGUUUACCCAGAAAGCGAAGAGUUUAGACGGGAUAUUCAAGAAUCUGAGAUUUUACACCACAUUCGGUCUGUUCAAUGUGAUUCAAUGGAUGUAAUGUUGCUGAAGAAAGAAGUUAUUAAUUUAUUCAACUAA